CGCCGCCGCCUGGCUCAGGUCUAGUCCGUCGGACGCGGGCAGCCGGCGGUAGGCCAGGCCCAGGCCGAGAGACGAGGCCGAGGAGCAGGCGGCCGUGGAGGCCACAUUGCUGCGGGACAGCGACUGCGAGCGGAAGCUGCCCGAGCCUCCGGGCCCGGAGAGGCGCGUGGACAGGCGCGAGCCGUCCCCGAACACCUUGCGGUAGGAGGAGGAGGAGCACAGGUAGUGCUCUGAUCCGAAGCUCAUGGUGCCGGGGUCGGGGCCGGGCGCACGGCUGCGGCGGGACCUAGCGAGGACGCGAAGAAUUCAUCAUUCAAAUAAAAUGACAACCUCCUGGAGUGAUCGAUUACAGAAUGCAGCAGAUGUUCCUGCUAACAUGGAUAAACAUGCCUUGAAAAAGUAUCGGCGAGAAGCCUAUCACCGGGUGUUUGUGAACCGAAGUUUAGCCAUGGAAAAAAUAAAGUGUUUUGGUUUUGAUAUGGAUUAUACCCUUGCUGUGUACAAAUCUCCGGAAUAUGAAUCCCUUGGCUUUGAGCUUACUGUGGAGAGACUGGUUUCCAUUGGCUAUCCUCAGGAGCUGCUCAGUUUUGCAUAUGAUUCUACAUUCCCUACCAGAGGACUUGUCUUUGACACACUCUACGGAAAUCUCUUGAAAGUUGAUGCCUAUGGAAACCUCUUGGUUUGUGCACAUGGAUUUAACUUCAUAAGAGGACCAGAAACUAGAGAGCAGUAUCCAAAUAAAUUUAUCCAACGAGAUGACACUGAACGGUUUUACAUUCUGAACACACUAUUCAAUCUUCCAGAGACCUACCUGUUGGCCUGCCUAGUAGAUUUUUUUACUAAUUGUCCAAGAUACACCAGUUGUGACACAGGAUUUAAAGAUGGGGACCUCUUUAUGUCCUACCGGAGCAUGUUCCAAGAUGUAAGGGAUGCGGUUGACUGGGUCCAUUACAAGGGCUCCCUUAAGGAAAAGACGGUUGAAAAUCUUGAGAAGUAUGUAGUCAAAGAUGGGAAAUUGCCAUUGCUUCUGAGCCGGAUGAAGGAAGUAGGGAAAGUGUUUCUUGCCACUAACAGUGACUAUAAAUACACAGAUAAAAUCAUGACUUACCUGUUUGAUUUCCCACAUGGACCGAAGCCUGGGAGCUCCCAUCGACCAUGGCAGUCUUACUUUGAUCUGAUUUUAGUAGAUGCACGGAAACCACUCUUUUUUGGAGAAGGCACCGUACUACGUCAGGUGGAUACUAAAACCGGAAAACUGAAAAUCGGUACCUAUACAGGCCCCCUGCAGCAUGGCAUCGUCUACUCAGGAGGUUCCUCUGAUACAAUCUGUGACCUGUUGGGAGCCAAGGGGAAAGACAUUUUGUACAUUGGAGAUCACAUUUUUGGAGACAUUUUGAAGUCAAAGAAACGGCAGGGAUGGAGAACUUUCUUGGUGAUUCCUGAGCUUGCACAAGAGCUCCAUGUCUGGACCGACAAGAGUUCACUCUUUGAAGAACUUCAGAGCUUGGAUAUUUUCUUGGCCGAACUCUACAAGCACCUCGACAGCAGUAGCAAUGAGCGUCCAGACAUUAGUUCCAUCCAGAGACGGAUUAAGAAAGUAACUCAUGACAUGGACAUGUGCUAUGGGAUGAUGGGAAGCCUGUUUCGCAGUGGCUCCCGGCAGACGCUCUUUGCCAGUCAAGUGAUGCGGUAUGCUGAUCUCUACGCAGCAUCUUUCAUCAACCUGCUGUACUACCCCUUCAGCUACCUCUUCAGAGCUGCCCAUGUCCUGAUGCCUCAUGAGUCAACAGUGGAGCACACACACGUGGAUAUCAAUGAGAUGGAAUCUCCUCUCGCCACCCGGAACCGCACCUCCGUGGAUUUCAAAGACACCGACUACAAGCGGCACCAGCUUACCAGGUCCAUUAGUGAGAUUAAGCCCCCCAACCUCUUUCCACUGGCUCCCCAGGAGAUUACACACUGCCAUGAUGAAGAUGAUGAUGAAGAGGAGGAGGAAGAGGAAGAAUAAGGAGGCAAACUAAAACCCUGAGCACCCAUCCACAAGUCUGGCAGGACUCACGGGGCAAGGGUGGCCUUGUUUGGAUUCUGUUAGGGAGGGUGGGAGGACCUCAUCAAAAGUACAUUUGGAAAGUUUCUGAAGGCUUUAAAUAAUUCUAAUCAUAGCUACUCACUUCAGUUUUGUGUAUCUGUAUUCUCUGCAGAUUGUGCAGAACUGUAGGAAGAACAGGUACAAAGUCGGGCGGAGCUGCAUGCAGAUGGCACCCUGUGGUUGUGAUGGUGUCUCCUUGUCUGUCUGCCUCAUCAGUCUGUCAUCUGCACACACUAAGGGUAGGAGAGGGUUGCAGAGCCUAGAGCCUGGUGGGAAGAGGUGAGCCACAGUGCCGUAUUCCUACAAACCCCACUUUUCCAGUGUGUUAUACAGUAUUGUCCAUCAGUGGAGAGAAACCUUGUGUUCAUUAUCAAGUGUAGUCCUCUGUCAGGUCAAGUUUCCUUCCGUUAGCUUCUGGGUUUCCUCUGUGGCCCUGGCCAGGCUGCUGCUGUGUGGUGCCUUUGUGGGUCUCCCUGCUGGAAAGCGAUUCUAGACUAGACUAGAGGGGGUUGAAUUUGAGGCAGAAGUCCUCCUCGCUACAUUUUUAAAGAUUGGUAGCACAAAUGCUUUUUGUUAUAUGAAAACAAUCCUUUUGGGGAAUGUAGGUGAAGAUAGAAAGGUUCCCAGAGAACAGCAUGGGCUGCAGGAGCGCCCUGCUCCCGCCCACACAGACGGGAAGGGGCGCUAUAGCAAGAGGUACAGUCAGAAUCUGUUCCCUUGAGAAUCCUGCGGGAAAUGACUUCCUGCUCUGAAUACAGCAAGAGCCUGUGAAUACGAAGGCACGUGACUGCCUGCCAGUUCGGGGAGGUGCCCCGCCCACACUUGGAAGGGUUUUAACUCUCAGUUCUUUUUUUCCAUUCUUGGACCUGGUCACUAGGGUACUGGGCUGCUCUAGAGCUCAGAGAAGUGUAUGUCUAAUGCUGACAUCUGCCCGUGUGAGGUACAAUUGUCACAGCCUUUGUUGGGCCUCAGGUGGCUUUAGGGUUGGCAUCUCUUAAGGGAAAUGACAUUUUCAAAAUUGCUAACUAUAUCUGUAUCACUUUUAGUUAAAGAACAUGCUUUAUGUACAGUGUUUCAUAGGUAUAAAGAUUUUUUCACCAAG
Peromyscus eremicus (cactus mouse) is the source of this 3191-nucleotide messenger RNA. It is a transcript of the gene Nt5c2, whose product is annotated as 5'-nucleotidase, cytosolic II. Lineage: Eukaryota; Metazoa; Chordata; Mammalia; Rodentia; Cricetidae. Gene Ontology annotation, biological process: adenosine metabolic process; IMP metabolic process. The coding region runs from base 245 to 2008 and encodes 587 amino acids. The record is from RefSeq and is a predicted model, not a curated record. The transcript has 18 exons. Gene Ontology annotation, molecular function: 5'-nucleotidase activity.